CAAAGUUUCAAAGGUGCAACUGCAGUCUGACUGAGCAGAAGUUGGACUUUUGCUGAAGACAUGGGAAAACGCCACGAGAAUACUACAGCGACGUUCGUGUUUAUGGAUACAUUGUAGACAGUCACUGAAGAUCCUGGUGUUUGUCCUAUGCAACAACUGAAAGGAAAUAGACAUCCUGCCCUCACUGAUGACAGUCCUGUUAACCACCCAGGAGUAGAUGUCACAAGCUAACCUGAGGGGUGCAACCAUGAUGAACGACGCCAGUGAGAUGUUGGCCGCAGCCUUGGAGCAAAUGGAUGGAAUCAUAGCAGGCUCCAAGGCCAUUGACUACUCCAACGGCCUGUUCGACUGCCAGUCCCCCACCUCGCCCUUCAUCAGCAGCCUGCGGGCGCUGCACCUCCUGGAGGACCUGCGCGGGGCUCUGGAGCUCAUGGACGCCGACGAGCGGGACAGCCUGCGCUGCCAGGUGUCCGACAGCACCGCCGACGGCCUGAGCGAGUGGCUCCAGGGACGCCUGAGCAAUGGCCACAGUUCCGUUGGAGGGGAUCUCGUCUACCAGGAGCGACUCAGUCGCCUCGAGAGCGACAAGGAAUGCCUCGUGCUCCAGGUGAGUGUUUUGACGGACCAGGUGGAGGUGCAGGGCGAAAAAAUAAGGGACCUGGAGAUGUGUCUAGAAGAACACCGCGAGAAACUGAACUCCACAGAAGAGCUGCUUCAGCAGGAGCUGGUAGGCCGAUCUACUCUGGAGACUCAGAAACUGGAGCUGAUGACUGAGGUGUCCAGCCUCAAGCUAAAACUGACCGCCGUGGAGAGGGACCACAGGGAAACCGAGGCUCUACACCAGGAGGUGAAUGACCUUCGAGUUCGGGUCGUUGACAUGGAGAAUGAGAGAAUACAGCAAGAUAAGAAGCUGAGAGCCAACAAAGAGGAGCUGCUGGACUUGCAGAAACAGCUGGAGGAGAAAGAGGCAGAGUUGAAGGGCCUUCAUGACCAGACACUGCAAGACGUUGCAAGCCCAAAAGGUGGCCUGAAUGUAGACAAAGAUAUGGAAGUGCAAAGAAUGAAAAAGGUAAUGGAAUCGGUGAUGGCAGCAAACGCUGAGAAGGAUCGUCAAAUUGAAGAGCUUCAGCUGUCUUUGACACACAUCAAGAAGACUCAGGACAUGGUUCUGUCAGUGCAGGAUAAGAAAGAGAGACUGAGGGAGGACACCAGAGCGGGGAGCCUCGGCGAUAUCGCGACCUCGGUUGCCGUGGAGACAGAGACAUCCUCCCCGGGCGGUGCGGAGGAGACCGAUGAGCCCCAGCUGAUUCCGUGCACCGAGCUCUUGGAGUCGGAGUUGGUUUAUAUGGCGGCAGCCAAGGCCGCCCCCCCAGCCGGGCAGACCAGCGAGUCAAAGGCACAAGGGACCCCAGAGAACUCUUCGGACGGUUCUUUGUCAAGGAGCGCGGAUCGUGUUACCAAGGCACAAGAGGAAGAACCGCGGCUAAAGAGCAGCUCAGCAGCCAAAGCUAGCCCUGCCGAGGGAGAGGGCUUUGGCUCCAAGAAAGCUCGAUCCUCUUUUGGAAGAGGAUUCUUCAAGAUCCGAGGGGGCAAGAGGACUGCUAGUACCCCUAACUUAGACCGUAGUUGGAGUGCGAGUGCCCCUUCGUUAGCUGAGUCGGAGAGAAAGGGGACGGAGCACCUGGACUUGGCAGGAGCUCCAGCUCACAAGUCUCAAGCAGGAGAGACCACACAGGCAGCACCUGCAUUCACAGACACCAAGAAGAAGCACAAGGGACUGAGGAAGUUCUUUGGGAGACUCAGGAGGAGUCAGUCCACGUCGUUCAACCUGGAUGAUGCUGCAGAGGCGGAGUUCAGGAGGGGCGGAGUCAGAGCCACGGCAGGUCCUCGUCUGGGAUGGUCACGUGACCUGCAGCGACAGGGCAACAGCAGUGAGCUGGACACCCCGUUUGCGCGCUGGCCGAGGGAGCAGGUGUGUGGCUGGCUGCAGGAGCUGGGUCUGGGCAUGUACGCGCCUCAGGCCCAGCACUGGGUCCAGUCGGGCCAGACGCUGCUGCAGGCCUCUCAGCACGACCUGGAGAAGGAGCUGGGGAUCAAGCAUCCGCUCCACAGGAAGAAGCUGCAGUUAACUCUACAGGCUUUGGGCUCAGAGGAAGAGGAUGCCAAGGGCAAGCUGGACUACAACUGGGUGACCAGGUGGCUGGAUGACAUUGGCCUUCCUCAGUACAAGUCCCACUUUGACGAGGGCAGGGUGGACGGCCGUAUGCUCCACUACAUGACUGUGGAUGACGUGCUGGGUCUGAAGGUGGGCAGUGUCCUCCACCACCUCAGCAUCAAGCGGGCCAUCCAGGUGCUCCGCCUCAACCGCUACGAGCCCAACUGCCUCCGCCGACGACCCUCUGAUGAGAACAACAUCACCCCGGCCGAGAUCUGCCAGUGGACCAACCACCGGGUGAUGGAGUGGCUGCGCUCCGUGGACCUGGCCGAGUACGCGCCCAACCUGAGGGGCAGCGGCGUCCACGGGGGACUCAUGGUUCUGGAGCCGCGCUUCAACGUAGAGACCCUGGCCCUCCUGCUCAACAUCCCGCCCAAUAAGACCCUGCUCAGGCGUCACCUGGCAACCCACUUCCACCUCCUGAUUGGUUCAGAGGCCCAAAGACUCAAGCAGGAGAGUCUGGAAAACCCUGACUACACCUUACUCACCGCCACAGCCAAAGUCAAGCCCAGGAGGCUGUCGUUUGGCAGCUUCGGGACGCUGCGGCGCAAGCGGCAGGAGGAGAGCGAGGAGUACAUCUGCCCCAUGGACGUGGAGAUGCCCCAGAGCAGCAGCUUCCACCGGGGCCUGGGCAUCUAUGAAGACGAGCUGGACCACCUGGAGCAGAUGGAUGACUCAGAGGGAACUGUGAAACAAAUUGGGGCUUUUUCAGAAGGCAUUAACAACCUCACGAGUAUGCUGAAGGAGGAGGAGUUUUUCAGAGAGGGCUCACCGGACGCCAGUGCCACGGACGACGACAUGUGAACAACACAACGGCUGUCCUGAACCCCCCACCACUACAGUAUACAAAUUACUGUGGCAGUACCAGCACUUUGACCACUAAGCAAGCCCAGUGACAACACACACACACACACACACACAAACAAACUGUACUCAGCCUGAAUGUGACAGGAUUA
Molecule: messenger RNA, 3171 nt
Organism: Sardina pilchardus (European sardine)
Lineage: Eukaryota; Metazoa; Chordata; Actinopteri; Clupeiformes; Clupeidae
Gene: ppfibp1a
Product: PPFIA binding protein 1a
Exons: 27
Coding region: 218-3019 (933 amino acids)
Biological process (GO): neuromuscular junction development
Cellular component (GO): presynaptic active zone
Molecular function (GO): protein binding
Source: RefSeq, a predicted model, not a curated record